AUGAAAUGGAGCAUGCUGGGUACGGUUGUCUUCUUUCUGCUCUCCGUGGUCAUGACCUUCUGCUUCAUAUGGCAGUACAGGCUGCCAAAGCUGAAGACAGAACUGGUUGUAAACAAAGCAACAGCAGAGGAGAUGUGCCCUCACUUCCCUGAGCCCGUGCCCCUCAAACAUCCCAUCACGUCGCUGGAGGUAGCCUUAGAAAAGAUACAUCUCCUCCUGAAGUCCAGCGUUCACACCACCAAGCUGCCGGCGAUAUCAGCCAUCGUGAUAUUAAAUGACUCUGUUCUGUGGAAUGGAAAUUUUGGCAAGAAGAACGCAAGCGACCCCUCCUCACCUGCACCCGAUGAGUACACAGUGUACAGAAUCGCGAGCGUCUCUAAGAUCUUCCCCACGCUGAUGCUUUACAAGCUGUGGGAGGAUGGCCUGGUGGACUCUCUAGAUGACCCCCUGGAGAAGUACGCAGACAACUUCACCAUCAAGAACCCGCUGGGGACAGGUGGGGGGCCAGCACCCUCUUCAGUCAGGACCCUGGGCAGCCUCUCUCCUGCACUCACCCUGCGCAGGAUGGCCAGCCAGCUCUCUGGUAAGCACGCCAUCUGUUCCAACGACGUGGCGGCCAUCAUUGAUUAA
This is a messenger RNA of Micropterus dolomieu (smallmouth bass), 630 nucleotides long. RefSeq names its product putative beta-lactamase-like 1. Bases 1 to 630 code for a protein of 209 amino acids. The transcript has 4 exons. Lineage: Eukaryota; Metazoa; Chordata; Actinopteri; Centrarchiformes; Centrarchidae. The record is from RefSeq and is a predicted model, not a curated record.